Molecule: messenger RNA, 477 nt
Organism: Eucalyptus grandis
Lineage: Eukaryota; Viridiplantae; Streptophyta; Magnoliopsida; Myrtales; Myrtaceae
Product: protein pleiotropic regulator PRL2-like
Exons: 5
Coding region: 1-273 (90 amino acids)
Biological process (GO): mRNA splicing, via spliceosome
Cellular component (GO): precatalytic spliceosome; Prp19 complex; catalytic step 2 spliceosome
Molecular function (GO): protein binding
Source: RefSeq, a predicted model, not a curated record
AUGGCGGCUCUUCUCUUGUCUCAAAAUGCUUUAACUGUUGGUCCAUCAUUACGACUUCAAGGAUUAAACGAUGUUGGUCUACAUGGAAAAGGCACUGCUAUUUUCUCUGCUUCUGGAUCAUCAGACAGGAAUUUGUCUACCUCAGCCAUCAUGGAAAGAAUUCCAAGCAAGUGGCCACGUCCUGUGUGGCAUCCUCCAUGGAAGAACUACAGGGUCAUAAGUGGGCAUUUGGGAUGGGUGAGAUCUAUCGCAUUUGAUCCUAGCAAUCAAUGAUUUUGCACUGGCUCUGCAGAUCGGACAAUUAAGGUAUUAAGCUUUUACAAUUGUGCUUUUUGAUGAUUCCUGGUCUUCUUUUGUUUGUAAAAUUUGCUGAUCAUAGAUGCUCACUUUUUAGUUCUUUGGUUGCUACCAUUUGCUAAUUUAAAUUUCUAUGUAUAGUUCUUUUGGUUAGUUGAACGAGAUGAUUUGGUUUGUUGA